AUGACUUUUAACGUUGCAAUUAACGGUUUCGGAAGAAUUGGUAGAUUGGUUCUCAGAAUCGCUGUCGCGAGAAAGGACAUCAACAUCGUUGCCGUCAACGAUCCAUUCAUCUCUGCCGAAUAUGCCGCUUACAUGUUCAAAUUUGACUCUACUCACGGUAGAUUCAAGGGUGAAGUUUACGCCAAGGGUGACAAUUUGAUCAUCAAUGGUCACACCAUCAAGACUUUCCAGGAGAGAGACCCAGAGAAUCUUCCAUGGGGAAAGCUCGGUGUUGAGUUCGUUAUCGACUCCACUGGUAUCUUCAAGACCAAUGAAUUGGCCAAGAAGCACAUCAUCGCUGGUGCCAAGAAGGUUCUUAUCACUGCUCCAUCCAAGGACGCUCCUAUGUUCGUCAUGGGUGUGAAUGAAGACAAGUACACUCCAGACAUCAAGAUUUUGUCUAACGCUUCAUGUACCACUAACGGCUUGGCUCCAAUUGCUAAGAUUCUUAACGACAAUUUCGGUAUUGCCGAAGGUUUGAUGACCACUAUCCAUUCCAUCACUGCCACUCAAAAGACUGUCGAUGGUCCAUCUUCCAAGGACUGGAGAGGAGGUAGAACUGCUUCUGGUAACAUCAUCCCAUCUUCCACUGGUGCCGCUAAGGCCGUUGGUAAGGUUUUGCCUGAGUUAUCUGGUAAGUUGACUGGUUUGGCUAUGAGAGUUCCAACAACUGAUGUUUCCGUUGUUGACUUGACUCUUAACUUGAAGAAGCCAACCACUUACGAAGAGAUCUGUGCUGUUAUGAAGAAGGCUUCCGAGGGUGCUUACAAGGGUGUCGUCGGUUACACUGACGAGGCUGUUGUCUCCUCUGACUUUGUCACUGACACUCACUCCACUGUCUUCGAUGCUAAGGCUGGUAUCCAGUUGACCCCAACUUUCGUCAAGGUUAUUUCUUGGUACGAUAACGAGUACGGUUACUCCACCAGAGUUGUCGACUUGUUAGAGCAUGUUGCCAAGGUUUCUGGAUCCGCUUAA
Messenger RNA from Brettanomyces nanus, 1014 nucleotides. RefSeq lists its product as uncharacterized. The transcript has a single exon. Lineage: Eukaryota; Fungi; Ascomycota; Pichiomycetes; Pichiales; Pichiaceae. Gene Ontology annotation, biological process: glucose metabolic process. The coding region runs from base 1 to 1014 and encodes 337 amino acids. Gene Ontology annotation, molecular function: oxidoreductase activity, acting on the aldehyde or oxo group of donors, NAD or NADP as acceptor; NADP binding; NAD binding. The record is from RefSeq and is a predicted model, not a curated record.